UUUCCCUAUUCUUAUCGCAUCAUCAGCCAUCGUGACCCUAUACCACACUCUCCUCCAAGAAUAGGAGCUGAUGCUGCAUUCCAUCAUCGCUAUGAAGUCUGGUACGAUAACGAUAUGGCAGUAGGACAACCUUACACGAUCUGUCAAGAAGCCGAUGGAGACUAUUGUAGCAAUACUGUACCCGACAAAGAAGGCUCGGAUCACUUGUUUUACUUCAAUUUGCAAAUAAAAGAGUGGGGACUUGCUGGGUGUCCUGUGGCGAAUCUCACAAGAUCUAAGUAA
Molecule: messenger RNA, 282 nt
Organism: Cylicostephanus goldi
Lineage: Eukaryota; Metazoa; Nematoda; Chromadorea; Rhabditida; Strongylidae
Source: the annotation of a GenBank genome assembly